This is a messenger RNA of Triplophysa dalaica, 2802 nucleotides long. RefSeq names its product hepatic and glial cell adhesion molecule b (gene hepacamb). The transcript is spliced from 7 exons. Lineage: Eukaryota; Metazoa; Chordata; Actinopteri; Cypriniformes; Nemacheilidae. The record is from RefSeq and is a predicted model, not a curated record. The coding region runs from base 183 to 1508 and encodes 441 amino acids.
UGCCAUCGUGGUGCACUGUGUGAAUGUUUGUACACAUGCAAGCUUAUGUUAGUGAGUGCAUGUCUGUUUUUGUGUGUUUUUGUGAGUGUGUGUGUCAGUCGCAUGGCAUAGCCCAACCUCGAGGAACUGCAGAACUGAGUUGGUGAGAGUGAACAAAUCAUGUUAAUUGUUCGGGGAAGACUAUGAACGUUAGACCUAAGAUGAAGGCAGAAAAGGAGUCUUUUUCUUGGGCAUCGGCCACUUUUGCGGCAUCACUCCUGUUCAUUCUUGUAGUUCUGAUUCACUCAGGAUGUGUUCAGGGGGUGAACAUUACCACUUUAGAGACUCUGAUCAGAGGGACAGUGGGUGGUGAAGCUCUGCUUUCUGUCCGUUACUCAAGCACCAGUCUGGAUCCUCCUGUAAUCAAAUGGCAACUCAAGAGGGACAAACCCAUUACAGUCGUUCAGUCCAUCAGCACUGAGAUCAUUGGUAACCUGCGACCAGAAUACAGAGAUCGUAUCCUCGUGUUUGAGAACGGCACACUGCUGCUCCAUAAUCUCCGGCUUUCUGAUGAGGGCAUUUAUGAAGUAGAGAUCUCCAUCACUGAUGAUACCUUCACUGGAGAGGGAAGCAUCGAGCUGACGGUGGAUGAGCCAAUCUCUAAGCCACACGUCCACAUGGCCUCCCCCACUGUUCUGGAGUUGGCUGAGAAUUUCACCUUAAACUGCACCCACGACACGGGUACUAAGACCACCUACAGCUGGACAAAAGGUGGGAAUAUUUUACAAAACGAGACACGCCUGAUCCUGUCACCUGACCAGAAAGUGCUGACCAUUGCACGCGUUCUGAUGGUAGAUGAUGACGUCUACAUCUGUAUGGUGGAAAACUAUAUAGGUAGCAUGAAAAGCCUACCAGUCAAACUUACAGUUUACAAAAGAAGCUCGCUUUACAUCAUAUUGUCUACAGUGGGCAUCCUCUUCCUUGUUACUCUUGUAACUGUGUGUGCCUGCUGGAAACCAUCAAAAAAGAGAUCAAAACGACUGAGGUCAAAAAACAUGAUACCAAGAGCCAUUUCACAAAACCACCACAUCCAGUAUCAUGAUGAAAAGCCAGAGGAUGAUGCCAUCCCAAUAAUGACUGAUCAUGAGCUGAGGAAUCCUGUAUCGCUCUACAUCUUAAAAGAGGAUUCUCCAACUGGUGAACCAACAUCAACAUGUGUAACAUGCACCUCCAACAGUAGCAUUCCCCCAAGCUACAGCAGCUCUGUUCCUCCUCCAUCCGACUCAUCCGAGCCACCGGCCCGCUCCUCUCGCAGAUACCCCCGCACCCCCUCUAAAUCCCCGCCAGCACACCGGCACCGCAGGAAGGGACACAGCCAGAGCCCACCAGCCCCCUCUCCUUCUCGCAGCAGAGGGUCGAGUCGCUCUUCAUCGGUGACCUCGUCUCCAGCGAGAAAGUCUGAGAAUCCACCCACCCCUGCACAAGAAACCAGAAGCUCUCCAAAAGUAGAUGCAGAUCAAGUCUGCUGAGCCUCCAUGCUGCAAAGAGACAGAUAUGUUUGUAAAUAUGUAAAUACACAUAACGAAGGGUCUCAAACAAACAUUUCCAAAUUGUUUUGUUUUUAUGUUAAGACAUUUCUUAUUCAGAUGACCUUUGUGAAUGUUAUCUAACAUAGUAGGGUCAUGCGCUUAGAGAUGCCUGGGUACCAAAAUGUGAUUAUGCUGGCUUGACAAAACAAACAUGCUGUUAUUGCACAAACCCAGGCUAGAGUUUAUUUUCUAAAUCCUUAAUGCAAUACCGAAAUAUUCAAACUGUUAUCUCUUCCUAUAGCUUUUAAACUACAACCCAUUCACUUUUUGAGUAUCAAGCAAACCUUUCAGUCUGCUCUUGCUAAAAUUGGUACAGGAUUGUCCUUUCUAAAUAGUAAAUUCACUAUAGAAACCAAGUUAUACACUGGCAACCACUUAGAACACCCUAGCAACAUGCCAGAACACCUUAGCAACUACACAGAAAGGGAUCUCCCCCUUUCUUUUCAAGUUCUGUUAUGCAAACUCUAUAGGACUUGUAUAACCUUCAGACUGUAAACUUCCAGGCAAGGCAUUGUCAAGUCAACAAAAUGUGUUUUGAUGAAGUUCCGACUUCUAGUUUUAGCGAAUGUAAACAAAAAUAGAGCUAUUCUGUAUUGAAUGUUAAUAAAAAAAAUACCAAACCGAAUCUUAUUUGAAUAAUAUCUCUCUUGAUGAUAAUCAAAGUAUUAUGUAAUGUCUCUGUGGCUGAAGUUCAUACUGUUCCUAAAAAGAGAGAGAGAAUGUGCUUGCUGAUUCACACAAAAGACACAGAAGACUCUUUGUUGUGCAUGGACACAGUUUAUGAAAACAAGCAUUGUUAAGGUUGGAAUGUUGUUUUUGUGUUGGUACCAAUGUAUGAAUUAUUAAUUGAAUAGAAAUACGCAAAAGCCACAGGGAACAUUGAUGGGUUACCUUAUGGUGCAACAAUGCUAAAUCACAGUUAAACCACAACGACAAAACAUCAACGAUCAUGCAAAUACAAAAACAGCAAAAUGAAUAAAUUGACCCUCUCCUUUCUUAUGUGCUUUUUGGAAUCAGUCGCAUUUAACAUAUGCAGAGAUGUGAUCAUGCAAGUCACUUAUUAAAUCUCAGUUUAUCGAUAGAACUUUGUUGGAACUGGCGCAAAUUGUUUACUUUCCAGAGCUUUGUGAAGUAGGCCUAGUUUCUAACUCUUUUUUACAUAUAAAAACGUUAACAAAAAACGUGUUUGUAAACAAUUUGACGAGUGUUUUUUUAACAAACUAACAAUAAACAC